Messenger RNA from Botrytis byssoidea, 960 nucleotides. RefSeq lists its product as uncharacterized. The record is from RefSeq and is a predicted model, not a curated record. Lineage: Eukaryota; Fungi; Ascomycota; Leotiomycetes; Helotiales; Sclerotiniaceae. The coding region runs from base 1 to 960 and encodes 319 amino acids. The transcript is spliced from 5 exons.
AUGACUCCCUCACUUCCAAGCUCCUACUCAGCACUUCCUUUCCAACAUAUCCGCGUCUCUCACAUACCAGAGUCCUCGCCCACACCCACUCCAACUAUUCUAAUCACACUAUAUCGACCAGGAAAACACAAUGCGUUCACAGAUACUAUGGCUGAAGAACUUGAAACAGCUUUCAAUCUUCUGUCACUUGAUCCUAGAGUGAAAUGUAUUGUUAUGACUGGUCAUGGAAAGAUGUUUUGUGCCGGAGUGGAUUUGGAAGCCGGAUUGUCAUAUGAGAAUGAUACGGCGUUGACGCAUCGGGAUGGUGGUGGAAAGGUAGCACUAGCUAUUCAUAGAUGUAUGAAACCUACAAUUGCAGCUAUUAAUGGCUCGGCUGUCGGUGUAGGCAUAACCGUGACACUCCCAACUUCUAUCCGUAUCGUUUCUUCUACAGCAAAAAUCGGAUUCGUAUUUGCCCGCCGUGGUAUCAUAAUGGAAGCAUGUUCCUCCUACUUCCUCCCCCGUCUUAUCGGUCUCUCCCGCGCUAUGCACCUCACGACAACUGGCUCAAUAUACCCCUCAACAUCCCCUCUUCUCUCCUCCCUCUUCUCCGAGAUCUUACCCCCCGAAAAAGUUCUUCCACGUGCAUUAGAACUUGCAAAUGAUAUAGCUCAAAAUACGAGUGCAGUUUCAACUGCGGUUAUGAGAGAUUUGAUGUGGAAAGGGCCGGGAACGGCGGAAGAAACGCAUCUUUUAGACAGUAAGGUUUUGUUGGAGUUGUUCAAAUCGGGGGAUAAGAACGAGGGAAUUAAGAGCUUCAUGGAAAAGAGAAACCCUGAGUUCAAGGAUAAUAUGCAAGAGAAUGCACCAAGUGUCUGGCCAUGGUGGAAACCAGUCGAUACUAAACCUCCGGCGACGAUUGAAGAAUUGACCCAGAAAUUAAAGAAAACGGAGAUGGAACCGGCUAAGCCUAAACUUUGA